This is a messenger RNA of Cucumis melo (muskmelon), 1161 nucleotides long. RefSeq lists its product as uncharacterized. Bases 1 to 1161 code for a protein of 386 amino acids. The record is from RefSeq and is a predicted model, not a curated record. Lineage: Eukaryota; Viridiplantae; Streptophyta; Magnoliopsida; Cucurbitales; Cucurbitaceae. The transcript is spliced from 2 exons.
AUGUUUGAUGAUGCAAAGAAACCCUUAUAUCCUGGAUGUAAGAAAUUCACGAAGUUGUCAGCCCUCGUGAGAUCGUACAACUUAAAGGUUAGAUAUGGUUGGAGUAACACUAGCUUCUCUGAAUUGUUGUCCAUAAUAAGUGAUCUCCUACCUGAAAACAACAAAAUACCAACUUCUUUAUACGAAGCGAAGAAAACACUUGGUGCCUUAGGACUGAGUUACCAAAAAAUUGAUGCAUGUCCUAACGAUUGUUGUUUGUAUAGAAAAGAGUAUGCAAACUCGACAAAGUUUCCUAAGUGUGGUUUGUCAAGGUGGAAGAUCAAUAAAAACUCAACAAAGGAAAGCCGUGGAGUGGCUGCCAAGCAGAUGUGGUAUUUUCCAAUAGUUCCAAGAUUUAUAAGAAUGUUUAAGAACUUAGAGAAUGCUAAAAACUUGCGUUGGCAUGCGAUGGAUAGAAACGUCGAUGGUAUUAUGAGACAUCCGGCUGACACUCCAUCAUGGAGGUUGAUAGAUCACAUGUGGCCAACAUUUGGGUCAAAACCAAGAAAUCUUCGUUUAGGUUUGUCGACUGAUGGAAUUAACCCAUUUGGAGAUUUAUCGUCGAACAUAGUUGUUGGCCAAUUACAGAAAAAGAAUUUUGAUGGUAAGCAAGAGCAUGGAAAUCCUCCACAGCCUUUGUCAAGAGAGGCCAUCUACUUUAAACUCAAAGAAAUGAUAUUUUCUUGUGGGAAGAAGUGUGGCAAGAACAAUAACGAAGGUGGCAAUGACUAUUGGAAAAGAAGAUCAAGCUUCUUCGAACUACCAUAUUACAAGAACUUGCAAGUACGACAUUGUCUGGACAUAAUGUAUAUUGAGAAGAAUGUAUGCAUGAAUAUAGUAGGAACAUUGCUUGAUAUAUCGGGCAAAAGUAAAGAUGGGAUGAAUAGUAGACUUGAUCUAGUGGAGAUGAAUAUAAGACCAGAAUUGGCACCAAUGGUUAUAGGUAAUAAAACUUACAUACCUGCAGCAUGUUAUACUUUGUCAAGAGAAGAGAAGUAUCGGUUUUGUAAGACUUUGUCUGAAAUUAAAGUUCCAGAAGGAUAUUCAUCAAAUAUUAGAAGUCUCAUCUCUUUGGAUGACUUAAAAAUUAAUGGCCUUAAAUCGCAUGACUGUCAUGUUUAA